Messenger RNA from Alosa sapidissima (American shad), 2923 nucleotides. RefSeq names its product mucin-5AC-like. The transcript has 5 exons. Bases 108 to 2423 code for a protein of 771 amino acids. The record is from RefSeq and is a predicted model, not a curated record. NCBI's taxonomy places the organism in Eukaryota, Metazoa, Chordata, Actinopteri, Clupeiformes, Clupeidae.
AACACAAAGGUACUGGACACAAAUCAAUGCAGUCAUACUGAGUUACGAGUUUGGAGUAGAAGAAAGCUGAUUGAUUCAGGCUGACACGUAUUAAUAUCAUAAGCAAAAUGUUUCGAUUUAUGUUUCUGGUCUACUUGUUCGCAUCGCCUGGUUCACCCUCAUCCACCACUACCACUAACCCAAAUGAAUCUACUACUGGAGCUAUAGGAACUGGACAACCACAACCCAUAACACAACAAUUCCCAUCCAAUGCCACCAACACAGCUGAAUCCACUACUGAAGCUACAGAAUCUACAACAACUCUGGGGAUGACUACAUCAACCACCUCUCCUACCACUACAUCAACCACAUCCCCUACCACUACUGAAGCUACAGAAUUUACAACAACUCUGGGGAUGACUACAUCAACCACCUCUCCUACCACUACUGAAGUUACGGAAUCUACAACAACUCUGGGGAUGACUACAUCAACCACCUCUCCUACCACUACAUCAACCACCUCUCCUACCACUACAUCAACCACCUUUCCUACCACUGCUGAAGUUACAGAAUCUACAACAACUCUGGGGAUGACUACAUCAACCACCUCUCCUACCACUACAUCAACCACCUCUCCUACCACUACUGAAGUUGCAGAAUCUACAACAACUCUGGGAAUGACUACAUCAAUUACCUCUCCUACCAGUACUGAAGUUGCAGAAUCUACAACAACUCUGGGGAUGAUUACAUCAACCACCUCUCCUACCACUACUGAAGUUGCAGAAUCUACAACAACUCUGGGGAUGACUACAUCAACCAACUCUCCUACCGCUACAUCAACCACAUCCCCUACCACUACUGAAGCUACAGAAUCUACAACAACUCUGGGGAUGACUACAUCAACCACCUCUCCUACCACUGCUGAAGUUACAGAAUCUACAACAACUCUGGGGAUGACUACAUCAACCACCUCUCCUACCACUACAGCAACCACCUCUCCUACCACUACUGAAGCUACAGAAUUUACAACAACUCUGGGAAUGACUACAUCAACUACCUCUCCUACCACUACUGAAGUUGCAGAAUCUACAACAACUCUGGGGAUGAUUACAUCAACCACCUCUCCUACCACUGCUGAAGUUACAGAAUCUACAACAACUCUGGGGAUGACUACAUCAACCACCUCUUCUACCACUACACCAACCACCUCUCCUACCACUACUGAAGUUGCAGAAUCUACAACAACUUUGGGGAUGAUUACAUCAACCACCUCUCCUACCACUGCUGAAGUUACAGAAUCUACAACAACUCUGGGGAUGACUACAUCAACCACCUCUCAUACCACUACAUCAACCACCUCUCUUACCACUACUGAAGUUGCAGAAUCUACAACAACACUAGGGAUGACUACAUCAACCAACCCUCCUACCAGUACAAGUACAACUGCUGAAACAACAUCAAUCACCCUCUUAACACCUACACCUGCUACAUCAACCACCCCUCCUACCAGUACAAGUACAACUACUGAAACAACAUCAACCACCCUCUUAACAACUACACCUGCUACAUCAACCACCCCUCCUACCAGUACAAGUACAACUGCUGAAACAACAUCAACCACCCUCUUAACAACUACACCUGCUACAUCAACCACCCCUCCUACCAGUACCAGUACAGUUGCCCAAACAACAUCAACCACCCUCUUAACAACUACACAUACUACAUCAACCACUCCUCCUACCAGUACAAGUACAACUGCUCAAAUGACAUCAACCACCCUCUUAACAGCUACACCUACUACAUCAACCACCCCUCCUACCAGUACAAGUACAACUGCUGAAACACCAACUACCUCUCCUACCACUAAUACACCUGUUACAUCAACCACCCCUCCUACCAGUACAAGUACAACUGCUGAAACACCAACUACCUCUCCUACCACUAAUACACCUGUUACAUCAACCACACCUUCUACCAGUACAAGUACAACUGCUCAAACAACACCAACCACCCCUCCUACCAGUACCAGUACAACUGCUCAAAUGACAUCAACCACCCUCUUAACAACUACACCUACUACAUCAACCACUCCUCCUACCAGUACAAGUACAACUGCUGAAACAACAUCAACCACCCUCUUAACAACUACACCUGCUACAUCAACUACCCCUCCUACCAGUACAAGUACACCUAAACCAACUACAUUAACCGACACAACUACAUCUGUGCAAAUCGCACCAGAGAAAUCUACACUAAGCCCCUCCACUGCACUUCCUCAGAAUUUAACAUCAGUCUUCGGAAAUCUCAUGUUAACUUCUGUGGUUGAACUUAACAAUGACAGAGCUAUAAUAGUAAUGGAACAGUUUGAAAAGUACCUUCAGACACAGAACAUCACUGUGAAGAUUAAAGUGACACAUGUGGAGCAAGUUGGGGGUGAUGAGUAGGCUAGGCUAGUUGAUAAGGACAGUCAAUCAGAGUUUUUCUUGAAGAGCUGAAUGACCUGUUAUCUGUGACUUGCAUUGAGUAUAAUGUCUUAUCAUAUAUAUAGCAGGGAAUGUGAACUUCCAUAGAUAUUGCAGAGAAUAAUUUUACCAAGGAUUUCCUUACUCUUCUUGACACUGGCGAGUCACGCUGCUCCGUCCUGUUUUCGAUGAUUUUCAUAAUUUUAGUAAUGUUUAGUGUGCUUGGCUAAUUGAACUAAUUCACAGUUUAUAGAUGCUAUUUUCAUUCUUAUAGUCUUUGUCUAUCAUUUUUCAGCCAUCAUGUUUCCUCAUCUAUAGACAUGUUUGCAUAGACAUUAUUUUCAAUAGUUUUGUCCAUAUCGGGAUACUAUUUGUCUAUUGUGGCUGAUUGGCCUGCCUUUCAAUCUGUGACAGAAUUCUCCAGGUGGCCAGAAGGGCUACCUGUUUGGUCUGUUCAAUGACAACAUGAUGUGCACAGUUCA